Molecule: messenger RNA, 6442 nt
Organism: Poeciliopsis prolifica (blackstripe livebearer)
Lineage: Eukaryota; Metazoa; Chordata; Actinopteri; Cyprinodontiformes; Poeciliidae
Gene: plcg1
Product: phospholipase C, gamma 1
Exons: 33
Coding region: 369-4289 (1306 amino acids)
Biological process (GO): phosphatidylinositol-mediated signaling; positive regulation of epithelial cell migration; phospholipid catabolic process
Molecular function (GO): calcium ion binding; phosphatidylinositol-4,5-bisphosphate phospholipase C activity; protein binding
Source: RefSeq, a predicted model, not a curated record
GGGGGGAAGGGCCUCCGCUGGUUGGAUCCGAGAACAGACCAAGUUACGUAGUCUUGGCUCACCGCUGCCUGCCUCUCUCUAUGGACGGCUGGAGGGGAGAGGGGGGUAUUGCUGGGAUCGUAGCUGUUGUCGUCGGCUUCGUGGUGCCUUCAGAGGGCCUGGUGAUGAUUUAAUUCACGGGAAACCCGGGUCCGCAGCGUGGAAAAGGAGCAGGAGAAAGAAGGACGAGGGGAGUCGCGCUCGAGGAGAAAUGAGGAGCAGCCGUUAGAGAUGUGCGGUCGGGCCGAGAUUGCUGCGGUAACCCUGUCUAGGCCUGGACCAAGCAGAUUGUUCUGAGAGGAAACGGAUAACAAACGGGGGAAGUGAACAUGGCUGGGACCUCUGGCUUCUUGUCCAACGGACCUGUUCCGUGGAUGGACGACACGGAGAUGAACAACCUGUACCGAGACCUGGAGCUGGGCACAGUAAUGACUCUGUUUUACUCAAAGAAGUCCCAGAGGCCGGAGAGACGGACUUUUCAAGUAAAACUGGAGACGCGGACUAUUAUCUGGACGCGAAGCACUGACAAAAUUGAAGGAGAGAUUGACAUUCGAGAGAUCAAAGAGAUCCGUCCUGGUCAGAAGUCCCGGGACUUUGAGCGCUAUGUCGAGGACUCAGCAGUACGGCUCGACAACUUCUGCUUUGUUAUUCUCUACGGCACGGAGUUUCGCCUUAAAUCCCUCAGCUUGGCAGCAACAUCUGAUGAGGAGAUGUCCAUGUGGGUGAAGGGGUUAAAGUGGCUCAGGGACGAUACAUUGAAAUCACCAACACCAUUACAAAUAGAAAGGUGGUUACGCAAGCAGUUCUAUGCUGCUGAUCGCAACAGAGAAGACAGGAUAUCCUAUAAGGAUCUGAAGAACAUGCUGAGCCAGGUCAACUACAAGGUGCCAAACAUGAGGUUCAUCAAAGACAAACUUCCGGACUCUGAAACCAGGAAUGGAGACGUGACCUUUAGCCAGUUCGCCCAGCUUUAUCGUAACCUCAUGUUCGAUACGCAGAAAAAUGUGGAGAUCCCUUUUAUGCAAAGGUUCAUGGGUAACGUAGUUGAUGAAAGGAUCACCCUGGAGGAUUUCCAGAGCUUCCUCAUCGAAUACCAGAAGGAACUAUGGGCCUCAGACAACAACAAGGUUCAGGAGUUUAUGUUCAGCUAUCUGAAAGACCCCCUAAGGGAAGUGGAGGAUCCAUAUUUCCAUCCAGAGGAGUUCCUCACAUACCUCUUCUCCAAAGAGAACACCAUCUGGGAUUCUUCCCUGGACAUGGUGUGUGCUGAAAACAUGAACAACCCCUUGUCCCACUACUGGAUCUCCUCUUCACACAACACCUACCUGACGGGAGACCAGUUUGCCAGCGAGUCGUCCUUGGAGGCGUACGCUCGCUGUCUGAGAAUGGGAUGUCGCUGCAUCGAAUUGGAUUGCUGGGAUGGUCCUGACUCGAUGCCAGUUAUUUACCACGGACACACCCUCACGACGAAAAUCAAGUUCAACGAUGUUCUGAACACCAUCAAAGACCACGCUUUUGUCACAUCCGAGUAUCCCAUCAUCCUGUCCAUUGAGGAUCACUGUAGCAUUGUUCAGCAGAGGAAUAUGGCCACCCAGUUCAAGAAAGUGUUUGGAGACAUGCUGCUGACCAAAGCCGUAGAUAUGGCUGCAGACGGCCUGCCUUCACCCAACCAGCUCAAAAAGAAGAUUCUCAUUAAGCAUAAGAAGCUGGCAGAGGGCAGUGCCUACGAGGAGGUGCCGACAGCCACACCUUAUUCCGAGAAUGAUAUCAGCAACUCCAUCAAAAACGGCAUCCUUUACCUGGAAGAUCCCAUUAACCAUGAUUGGUACCCUCAUUUCUUUGUCCUGACUCACAAUAAGAUCUACUAUUCAGAGGAGACCACCAAUAACCUGGGUAAUGACGAGGAUGAGGAGCUUAAGGAGGUGCUCAAUACUAUGGACCAGCAUGUGACGGAGAAAUGGUUUCAUGGAAAGCUUGGCGCCGGGCGGGACGGACGGCAGAUCGCUGAGAGGCUCCUGUCAGAUUACUGCCAAGAGACCGGAGCUCCUGACGGCUCCUUCUUGGUCCGGGAGAGCGAAACCUUUGUAGGAGACUACACACUGUCGUUCUGGCGGUUGGGGCGUGUGCAGCACUGCCGGAUCCACUCUCGCCAAGAAGCUGGCAGCCCCAAGUUCUACCUGACGGAUAACCUGGUGUUCGACUCGCUCUUUGCUCUGAUCACCCACUACCAGCAUGUGGCGCUACGCUGCAACGAGUUUGAGAUGAAGCUGACCGAGCCAGUGCCUCAGACCAACGCUCAUGAGAGCAAGGAAUGGUACCACGCCAACCUUUCAAGGAGCCAGGCAGAGAACAUGCUGAUGAGGGUUCCUCGUGAUGGGGCUUUCCUAGUCAGGAAAAGGACAGAGCCCAACUCUUUUGCCAUUUCAUUCAGGGCCGAGGGUAAGAUCAAGCACUGCAGAGUGCUGCAGGAAGGUCAGGUUGUGUUACUUGGCACUUCAGAGUUCGACAGCCUCGUCGAUCUCAUCAGUUAUCAUGAAAAGCACCCUCUGUAUCGGAAAAUGAAGCUACGCUACCCCAUCAACGAUGACACAUUGGAGAAGAUAGGCACUGCCGAGCCAGACUAUGGGUCGCUGUAUGAGGGCAGGAAUCCAGGCUUUUACGUGGAGGCCAAUCAAAUGCCAACUUUGAAGUGUACAGUCAAAGCCAUGUACGAGUAUAAAGCUCAGAGAGACGACGAGCUCUCCUUCUCCAAGAACGCCGUCAUCACCAACGUAGACAAACAGGAAGGUGGAUGGUGGAAAGGUGACUGUGCAGGGAAGAAGCAGAUGUGGUUCCCUGCAAACUAUGUUGAGGAGAUCAGCCAAGCGGCAGCAGAGCCAGACAGAACUGAGAUUACAGAAAACAGCCCUCUCGGAGAUCUGCUGAGAGGAAGUGUGGACGUAACUUCCUGCCAGAUUAUCACGCGCACUGAAGGGAAGGGCAGCAGACCGUUCGUCUUCUCUCUGGUUCAGAACAACACAGUGCAGGGAACUUUGCUGGACGUCGCUGCCAACAGCGCAGAGGAACUUCAAGACUGGAAGACAAAAAUCCAGGAAGUUGCUGCAACUUCUGAGGCCAAGCUGGAAGAAGGCAAGAUAAUGGAGAGGAGGAAGAAGAUUGCGUUGGAACUAUCAGAUUUGGUCAUCUACUGCAGGCCGGUCCCGUUUGAUGAAGAAAAGAUUGGCACAGAGCGGGCCUGUUUCCAGGACAUGUCGUCCUUUCCCGAGACCAAAGCGGAGAAGUACGUCAACAAAACCAAGGGGAAGAAGUUCCUGCAGUACAACCGGCUGCAGCUGUCCAGAAUCUACCCCAGAGGCCAGCGGCUCGACUCCUCCAACUACGACCCGUUCCCCAUGUGGCUCUGCGGCUCCCAGCUGGUCGCGCUCAACUUUCAGACUGCUGACAAGCCGAUGCAGAUGAACCAGGCGCUGUUCAUGCUGAAUGGAAGGAGCGGAUAUGUCCUCCAGCCUCCCAUCAUGAGAGACGACACCUUUGAUCCCUUCGACAAAAACACACUACGUGGUGUAGACCAAGUCUCAAUGAAAAUAGAGGUUUUGGGCGCUCGGCACCUCCCGAAGCACGGCAGAGGCAUCGUCUCUCCUCUCAUCGAGAUCGAGGUGUGUGGGGCGGACUACGACAACGACAAGCAGAAAACAGAAAACGCAGCUGACAACGGCCUGAACCCGACCUGGCCCAGGAAGUCCUUCUCCUUCACGGUCUGCAACUCUGCCUUUGCUUUCCUGCGCUUCGGGGUUUAUGAAAUCGACAUGUUCAACGACCAAAACUUUCUGGCUCAGGCGACAUUCCCCAUUCAGAGCCUCAAGACAGGCUACAGGUCGGUACCGCUGAAGAACAGCUACAGUGAAGAUCUGGAGUUGGCUUCUCUGUUGGUCCACAUGGAAAUCACCAGAGGAAGGGAUGAGAACGGCGAAGUCCUGAGCCCGUUCUCCGCAGCGGGGAGCGUGUCGGCGCCGGCGUCGGCGCAGGUGGGGCGAGAGAUGGGCUCCGUGUCCUCGACGUCGUCCACCGUGUCCCCGCUGCCCCAGUCGCCCGCUCAGGCCACGUCCUACAGAGGGAGGGAGGGCUCGUUCGAAUCCCGCUACCAGUCACCCAUCGACGACUUCCGGGUGUCCCAGGAGGCCCUGCUGGACCAGAUGGACCCCCAGAACCGAAGGAUGUUGCGGAGGACCAGUCGCCUCUCCCAGUACUGAUGAUGUCACUGACUGCUGUGAUUGCUGUUUCCAUGGAAACGCCCACCACCGCUUUGGCCUACAUUUCAGGCAGCUUUCCCUCCUACAGACCCCCCCCCCCCCUCCCCAUCACCGCCUCUGUGUCCAACCGAGGAGGAGGGAAAGGUUGCUGCGGGGCGGAAGGGCGCCGACAGGAAGCAGACGGCGGCAGACAGGAAGAAGAAACCGGAAGGCUGGAGACGUCCUGGACUGUGAUUUCCACUGUUGUUGUCGUCGUUGUGACAACAGCUGCUUAGUUUGGAGACCAAACGGAAGGAAAGGGACAGAGCCGGUUCCAGUUCUGGUUCCGGUUCUGGUUCCGGUCCCUCCUCUCUCUCUGCUGUUUGGACAGAUAUUUAUUCCUGCUGCGACGUCGGCCGAAGAGCAGCAGCGGCAGCCGGCCUGCUCUCAAAGAGCUCCUGUCUCCAUGUUUUUAAAUAUUCCAGUUAUUUAAACCUUUAAACGUUCAUCAUGUGACUUCAUGUCGGCGUGAACCAUGAGGGCUUUCUGCGGCUACGUUUAACCUCGCUCUGCUUCGUGACAGACAUUACGUGCCUCCGCUCUGACUCUGACUUACAGCCUGGACUGAAAUCUCAGAGGCGUUUCUGGUUUUAUUGUCAUCAUUAUAAUUAUUGAAGCCGGGGAGGAAGAGGUCAUGGCCUGAUUUUGCGUUCCAAGGAGCAUCGCGUUUCUCACUUACAUUCCAACGAAGCGAAAGCUGCACAUCAUUCCAUGGUCUUGCUUUGCUAACCACCUCCACUGACCCUACUGGCACCUCGGCGGUGCAGCCAUGGAGGUCGGGCCUGGACUCUGAUGGUGACUGAUUGUUGUUUCUGUUUGCACCCAGUACCAUCAUGUUCUUAUCCACAUCAGUGUCUUAAAACACACCCUUGUUAAACGAUACAUGUUUCAGAUGCUCUAAAUUCAUCUAAGAAAUGCCAGAGAACUGGAAUUGCCUGUUUUAUAAGCGUCCUCACCAUUCAGCUUUUUAGUUUUUAGAGAGUAUGUCGCAUAUUUGGCCUCUACUUUUCAAAAUGGCCUCCAAACGCAUCAUCCCGCGGGUUGAGCCAAAAACGUUUUCUCUAAAACGUUUUAAUGCCUAAAAUUGAGAUUUUUAGAUAGAAGACGUUUGCAGGCUGAGUUGCUCCAGUUGAACGUCUGCAGUCGUCAGGAAAUGCCUCCACUGGUCAUUUGUAGGAUGUCUAAACUUAUGCAAUGAGGUUCAAGCUGGUUUGUUUAUGUUUAAGUUCGAUUAUACAGGCUGCGUCACAUUAAAAGUGUAAAAGACCUUUAAACAAAAACUAAUCAUCGCGAUUAAUCUUUUCUUUUUUUUUAAUCACAAUAACAUGAAUUUUAACAGCGGUGUGUAAAUUUAAGACUCUCACAAGAGUUUAUUCUGCUCAUUCCUAAUACAAGAUUUUCGUGCUGGAAUUAUGGGUAAAAAAAACAAAGAUGGGAGUUUGUAACAGUGACCCAGCUUUGCCGCCCAGUAUCCCGGUCUGGAUCGCUUUCUGCCGAUGAAUACAGAUGGAGGUGGAUUCUGAAGCGUCGCUGAAAAAGUCUUCUACCUCUGCUCACACGGGAUUUCUGCUUUCCCACUCGUUUCGGUGCAAGUGGAGUCACAGCAUUGAGAUAAACGAGCAUUGGAGACCGGCAGCGACCAAACGAUAAUGAAUGAAAGGUCCAAAGUUCCACAGAGAUGCAGCUCAGCGCUGCAUCUCAUCGUUACAUGCCUGGAAACGGAUUAGCCUAUAGCUGGACUCGAGGUCCAAGUUCGAUGGACAAACGGUGUUUCCCUGAUUUUGACUGAUACUCAUUCUUAGAAUUUUGAGAUGCAUUUUAAGCCAUAAAGGACGAUGUAAGGUGAAAGCGGGGUCAUCAUGCUGGUCAGCUGGGGCAGUUUGUUGCAUUUGCACUCAAAUCAUUAAUCCCAAAGCUCCUUUGUCUUACGUGUACUCUUCCUCCAGUGUGUUUAGAUUUUUUUUUUUUAUGUGUGUGGAGCAAUGCAUUACAUUUGCCUUCCUGUAAUGUGCCUAAACCUCAAUGACGAGAAGUAUUAAUUUUUUUUGUUUUUUUGCCUUUCAUAUGAAACAUAUUCAAGCCUGAAAAAUCAAUAAAAUACUCACUGCUUUAUA